This is a messenger RNA of Carlito syrichta (Philippine tarsier), 2636 nucleotides long. It is a transcript of the gene CASQ2, whose product is annotated as calsequestrin 2. NCBI's taxonomy places the organism in Eukaryota, Metazoa, Chordata, Mammalia, Primates, Tarsiidae. The record is from RefSeq and is a predicted model, not a curated record. The transcript has 11 exons. The coding region runs from base 204 to 1427 and encodes 407 amino acids. Gene Ontology annotation, biological process: regulation of cardiac muscle contraction by regulation of the release of sequestered calcium ion. Gene Ontology annotation, cellular component: sarcoplasmic reticulum lumen. Gene Ontology annotation, molecular function: calcium ion binding.
UGUGCGUGUGAACCUCCGCUCUUUGUCCUGUGCUAGCUGGACCCAGGGAGGCGAAGAGUUACUUCUCGGCCCCAGGCAGGGCAAAGAAGAGAGGCAAAAUCCGCUUUUCUGCUCCCCACCCAGCUCAACAAGGCCUCUGAGAAUCUUCCUUCCUCUCUCUUGCACACGGUAUUUUUGGGAACGAGAAGCAAAACUUCUCCCAAAUGAAGAGAACUCACCUGUUCGUUUUGGGGGUCUAUUUGCUGUCCUCUUGCAGGGCAGAAGAGGGGCUUAAUUUCCCCACAUAUGAUGGGAAGGACCGAGUGGUAAGCCUUUCGGAGAAGAACUUCAAGCAGAUUUUGAAGAAAUACGACUUGCUCUGCCUCUACUACCAUGAGCCGGUGUCUUCGGACAAGGUCGCACAAAAACAGUUCCAGCUGAAAGAAAUCGUGCUGGAGCUUGUGGCCCAGGUCCUCGAACAUAAAGAUAUAGGCUUUGUGAUGGUGGAUGCCAAGAAAGAAGCCAAGCUUGCCAAGAAACUGGGUUUUGAUGAAGAAGGAAGCCUGUAUGUUCUUAAGGGUGAUCGCACAAUUGAGUUUGAUGGCGAGUUUGCGGCCGAUGUCUUGGUGGAGUUUCUCUUGGAUUUAAUUGAAGACCCAGUAGAGAUCAUCAACAGCAAACUGGAAGUCCAAGCCUUUGAACGCAUUGAGGACCAGAUCAAACUCAUUGGCUAUUUCAAGAGUGAGGACUCAGAAUAUUACAAGGCUUUUGAAGAAGCAGCAGAGCACUUCCAGCCUUACAUUAAAUUUUUCGCCACCUUCGACAAAGGGGUGGCAAAGAAAUUGUCCUUGAAGAUGAAUGAGGUUGACUUCUUUGAGCCAUUUAUGGACGACCCUAUGGCCAUCCCUGACAAACCUUACACAGAAGAAGAGAUUGUGGAGUUUGUGAAAGAACACCAAAGACCCACUCUGCGUCGCCUGCGCCCAGAAGAUAUGUUUGAAACAUGGGAAGAUGAUUUGAACGGGAUCCACAUUGUGGCCUUUGCAGAGAAGAGUGACCCAGAUGGCUACGAGUUCCUGGAGAUUCUGAAACAGGUUGCCCGGGACAAUACUGACAACCCUGAGUUGAGCAUCCUGUGGAUCGACCCAGACGACUUUCCUCUGCUGGUUGCCUACUGGGAGAAGACUUUCAAGAUUGACCUAUUCAGGCCACAGAUCGGGGUGGUGAAUGUGACAGAUGCUGACAGUGUCUGGAUGGAGAUUCCAGAUGACGACGACCUGCCCACAGCUGAAGAGCUGGAGGACUGGGUUGAGGAUGUGCUCUCUGGAAAGAUAAACACCGAAGAUGAUGACAGUGACGGUGAAGACGGAGAGGACGAGGACGAUGAGGACGAUUCUGAUGACGAGGAUAAUGAUGACAGUGAUGAGGAUGAGGAUGAGGACGAAUAGCCCCCGCUCCACAUCGUUCAAAGGAAAGCACAACCACAGCUCCCCACGACGUCCAGACAGCACAAGGCGGCAGCAGCAAGCAGCCCUGGCUCACACCCACACCCACUCCUUCCCCCCUUCCAGCAUCUCCUUUCCCACUCGCUUCCCAUCAGGAGCAGCGUCACUCAGCAAAUGCCUUUCCAAACCCAGCAAUCCCACCCAGCAGGGAUAGGCGGGGAGUUAUUCCCAGGUGGGCGGUCGUGACUGUCACGGAACAGCUCUUGUUCUUUGUCAGACCAUCGCGGGUCACGGCAGUGCUGGAAUCUGGCGGUCUUGGGGGGAGCAUCCCCUAGCACAGGUUUACUUGUUGCCUUUGACUAGGACAGUAACAGAACUGACAGUUUGCUAGCACACAAGCAUGGAGUGACCUUAUCAUCAGAGCCCAGGAAGACACACAAUUAAUGCAUGUAGCCCCCUCCGUUCCUACCACAUCGGUUGGGACCCCUCCUCCAGCCAAGAGGAUUCCUUUUAGGAAAGGCUUGGCCUUGGAAACAGAUGUAUAAAUCUGUUUCUCUUGGCCCUAUGAAAUUUCGUGAGCUAGACCAUUAUGAACUCAGAUCCAAGCCUUUGGAAGGCUAUUGAGAGGCCCUGAAACGUAGAUACAGGUGUUCCCAUCAUUUCUAGUAUAUUAGAAUCUGGGAUGGGAGGAUGAUUUGCUCUCUGACUUUCCCUCUAGAUGACAAGUCUCACAUAUGCAUCAGUAGGGGCCGAGGGUGGAGAAAAGACCAGAAGGAUGAAAGGUUUUACCUUUUCCUGAUGGGUUCAUGUCUCUGAUUGGGUCAGCUGCUUCCUAGCCUGAGUUAGGAUCCGAAUACCCUUUCUCUGUCACUGCUAGCCAGCCUCUCAUUUAAAGGUUGCUUUAUACGUUGGUCAAUUAACUCUCCAUUUAUCAGCACUCCCACAGUUGACCAGGGCAACAAUAAUCGGAGCUGAGAACGAUGCCCUGAGGCAUUGAAAAAAAAGAAUCCCAAAGUGCCUUCCAGGUUGUCUAACAGUUAUAUUGUGCUUGGUAGUAUUAGCAUUAGGUGUGCAGUAUAAUGUUCUAAUUUAUCUUCUCUAUCUCUUAACACAUGUGGAAGACCCGGUGCAAAUUUUUUGAAAAUAGGGCAGUCCUUUUGUGGAAUAGUAGAUAACUCUGUCAUUAAACUCAUAUUUUGAAGAUAUUGAGAC